Molecule: messenger RNA, 588 nt
Organism: Stereum hirsutum FP-91666 SS1
Lineage: Eukaryota; Fungi; Basidiomycota; Agaricomycetes; Russulales; Stereaceae
Product: Erg28-like protein
Exons: 5
Coding region: 1-423 (140 amino acids)
Cellular component (GO): endoplasmic reticulum; membrane
Molecular function (GO): protein-macromolecule adaptor activity
Source: RefSeq, a predicted model, not a curated record
AUGGCUUCGCUGUUGGACUACAUCCCCUCAGGCCCAGGGUACCUGCCCAAAUGGCAGCUCUUUGUCGCUGCCACUGCCCUUUUCAACACAGUGCAGAACUUCAUGACCAUUAAACUGACAUCUAAAAUCUACAACACCGUUCCUCCUAAUGCUCCAGUAACUGCGCUUCAAGCACGUACGUUUGCGGUAUGGACACUGCUCUCGACCAUCGUACGUGGAUACUCAGCGUACCAUAUCGACGAAAAACCCAUCUAUGACAUGGCCAUGAUCACCUACCUCGUCGCCUUCGCCCACUUUAGCUCGGAAAUCUUCAUCUUCCGGACUGCAAAACUUACCGGACCCGUCAUGAGCACCAUCCUCGUGUCCACCGUGUCCAUGACAUGGAUGAUAACCCAGUACGACUUCUACGUGAAGCAGUCAUGAUCUGACUCCACCCCGGCUUCGUCUCCUUGGUCUUACUUGGGGUUUCUUGUGAACGCUUCAAGAUACUGCUACUCGUACAACUCUGGAGCUGUCUCCUCCGUUCUUGGAUGGACUCGUAUCUACUUGAAUAUCCAUAAUUGCUAAUUUAUCGGCUACCUUUGAUAC